Molecule: messenger RNA, 2064 nt
Organism: Sinocyclocheilus grahami
Lineage: Eukaryota; Metazoa; Chordata; Actinopteri; Cypriniformes; Cyprinidae
Product: rhotekin-2-like
Exons: 13
Coding region: 62-1666 (534 amino acids)
Biological process (GO): signal transduction; positive regulation of cell population proliferation; hemopoiesis
Source: RefSeq, a predicted model, not a curated record
CGGUUGUGUAAUCCGUUGGUUUGUUGUGCGGAGAGGGGCUUGUCUGGAGGAAGAGGCCAGUAUGGAUCCGCCGCGGGAUAUUCAACGUUUUAAACGAAACAUCGCCACUCGGUCCACGGUAUCGUCGUGUUCCUCUCUCGCCAUGGAGAUUAAGAGAAAGAAAAUAAGGGAAAGCAUGUUUUUUCAAAAUGAGGACUGUGAUAUUCAGGAGAAGUUGGAGUUUGAGAUGCGGAUGAGAGCUGGGGCUUACAAGCUUCUGGUUGCCAGCACUAAAAAAGAGCAGGUGCUGGAUGCUUCCAGGAGUCUGUUAACCUGUAAUGCCCGAAUUAAAGCCUACAUGAGUGAAUCCCAGAUGAGGAAAGCGCAGCAGGACAUCAGAAGGUCAUCUGGCUCUCAGGAUCAAAUCCCUUGUAAAGGAAAGGUAGCCAUAUCUGGCCUACGAAUUCCAUUGUUUUGGAAAGAUACAGAACACUUUAACAGCAAAGGGAAUCCACAGCGGGUUGCAGUCUUCUGUUUGAUGAAGAUUGGCUCAGAGAUUUUUGACACUGAAAUGGUGAUUGCAGACCCCUCAAUGACCGAUGUUUGCUUUGAAGGUGUCAAAAUUUUCUCUGAAGCCAAGCCGGACUUUGAACUGGCAUUUGAGCUGUAUAGCUGUGGACUGGAGGAGGAGUCAACCUUUGUCAACACUCCAAAAAAACUGGCCAGGAAACUACGCUCCUCUUUCGGCAGAUCUUCAGGCAGGAAACUCUGCCCUCUUAUGGAUGGAGGAGACCCUGACACUUUCCUCCAGUCCAACCCAAUACCAGUAGGUGCACGGUACUCACUGUUGGCGUACACCACUCUGGGUUUGGAGCAGGCAGAGGGAUCUUUCCAGUCUCAUUCUCUUAUAAUUCUGCAAAAUGUGGAAGCUUCAUCAUGGCUGCCGUUGUAUGGUAACUUGUGUUGUAAGCUGGUGGCACAACCUGACUGCAUGACGCAAGACAUGAUGAGCGGAUACCUGAGCCAACAGCAAAGCAUUGAGGGUUUGCAGCGCCGCUGUAAGCUAUUCUGUGUGCUGAAGGCUGGACAGAUUUCAUGCUAUUACUCUCCUGAAGAAAUCCAAGCAAAAGUGGAGCCCAGCCUCAUUAUUCCCAUUAACAAGGACACCCGUAUUCGUGUGGUAAGAAAGGACCACCAGAGGACUGGCACUAGACUCAACCUGAUAAACCCGGGAAAUGGAGACUCUGCCAGUCAUGUGUUCAUUACUGAAACCCCUGACGUCUUGCAGGAGUGGCUGGAUGCCCUCUGGCAGCACAUUUAUGACCAGAGUCAGUGGCAACAUACAUGUGACAAGAUCAUGGAAAUAGAGGUUUUGUCACCACAGAAACCCCCACUCUUUCUCAUGAAGCAAGCUGACUCUGUUUAUAAUGAUCUGAGCAUCGGGUCCCCUGGGAAAUUUGAGAGCUUGCAGUUGCAGAAGAGCCACACAUCCACUCGCAAAAAUGCACCUCUUGGACAGAUCGAGCACUGUCCGCACCCUUGCAUCCCUCAGAAAAGAGAUGACGAGUCCGAUAUACCUGAAAAGCCUGGGAAAGAGUACAGUCAGGCCCCUCAGCCACCUGUGCCGGCCCCCAGAAACAAACUGAGGAUGUCAUUCAGAGACAAGAUGAACCCAAAAGCCUGGUGAAUUAAUGAGGCGCGAGACAUCUCUUUGAUUAAUGAUCUGUUAUGGAAAGAUUAAACAUCCUUGGAUUCAUAAGGAGAUAAACUCCCUCUUGUCCUUUCAUUGAUCCAUAUCAAGGGUCAAGAGAAUGCUGGGAGUGAAUGGGAGAGUAUAAAUGGCCUUCCUUGUUUGUUCUAGCUUGAACAAACACUUAAAUUCAGACUAAAUUUGCUAUUUUUUAAAGUCUUACGAUAUUAAUUGUUUUUAAAAUAACAGUCCAGUGGUUGAUAGGUGGAUAACCUUCAAGACUUGAUGAUGGCCCAAUUCUUUUUAACUUUAGAACCUUGUUUUACUGUUAUUCACUUGCAUAUCAUGUCUUUUAAAACUAGUUGUCUGUAAUAACCACUACAACCAAGCACUUU